Molecule: messenger RNA, 2456 nt
Organism: Lolium perenne
Lineage: Eukaryota; Viridiplantae; Streptophyta; Magnoliopsida; Poales; Poaceae
Product: L-type lectin-domain containing receptor kinase IX.1
Biological process (GO): protein phosphorylation
Molecular function (GO): carbohydrate binding; ATP binding; protein kinase activity
Source: RefSeq, a predicted model, not a curated record
GUCGGACGUCAUUGCGACAAGCGGCUUUCCUGGAACGGAUCAACGGAGGACUAUAGGAAGAAAAUUAUGACGAGAGUACACGACACAGGAGGACCAUUGACUAGCUGCUCAGGUCCGUAUAACUUUGUGCAUAUGUAGCUCAGGCAUUGCUCUUAACGAAUCAGUUUCCGUCGAGGUAAUGAAGAGUGGCAAGUGCUUUAUCGUCCUUGGCUUUCCCUACCUUCUCCUACUCAUCAUAUCUAGCUGCCUUCCUGAUCAUGUCACCUCCCUUAGCUUCAACUACAACUUCUCUGAUCCCGCCGUCCUCGCCGGCGCCGAUCUCAUGUACAUGAACGACUCUGCCCCCGUCCUCGACCGGAUCGACCUGACCAACCACUCGAGUUGGUAUAGCACCGGCCGUGUAGCCCACCGUCAGGCGGUGCGUCUCUGGGAUGAUAGCACCGGCAAGGUCGCCAGUUUCACCAGCAACUUCGUCUUCGCCAUUAAGCCCGCCGACAGCAACCCCAAGAAAGCUGAUGGCAUGGCGUUCUUCGUGGGGCCUUACCCGCCGAGCAUGCCUAAGGACGCGUUAGCCGGCCACCUCGGGCUGUUCACCAAUCGCAAUAUCCCGGGAAACAACUACACCACGCCCACUGUCGGUGUGGAGUUCGACACGAUCAGGAAUGACGACUGGGACCCAACUGGCACCAACUGCCACAUCGGAGUCGACGUCAACAGCAUCACGUCGACCCAGUACACGGCGCUGCCGGAUGGGAUCUUGAACGGGAUCAUGUCGGCGUCUGUCAGGUACGACGCUAAAGCGGCCACGCUCUCGGCCACCCUGCGGUUCGACGACCAGCCGGGGCAGAGCACGUACACGGUCAGCGCGAACGUCAACCUGCGGGACGCCGGUCUGCAGCAGGACGCGGCUGUUGGGUUCUCGGCGGCCAUCGGAGAUUACAUCGAGGAGCAUCAGAUUCUUUCCUGGUCGUUCGAGUCCACCAUGACCGAUUUAAAAACAAAGAACACAGGUCUAAUAGCUGGUCUGGUGUCGGCUGGUUUGUUUGUAUUGCUUACCAUAGUCGCAUGGCUCGGCUACCGCCUAUAUUUGAAAAGGAAGGAGAUAACAUCUAGAGAUGCAGAGAUCUCUCUCGAUCAAGACAUGGACAACGAGUUCGAGAAGGGGUCAGGGCCGCGGAGAUUCAGUUACAACGAGUUGUCGCGGGCGACACGGGGAUUCUCUAAUGAUGAGAAGCUUGGCGAGGGUGGGUUUGGAGCAGUCUAUCGAGGGUUGUUGCGCGACCAAGGGCUCCACGUGGCCAUCAAGAGGGUCUCCAAGAUGUCGAGCCAGGGAAGAAGGGAAUACAUCUCAGAAGUGACCAUCAUUAGCCGGCUUAGACACCGCAACCUUGUCCAGCUUGUUGGGUGGUGCCAUAAAGCCGACGAGCUCCUGCUCGUCUACGAGCUCAUGACGAACGGCAGCCUGGAUGCCCAUCUCUACAAUUCCAGAAAACUCCUAACAUGGCCAACCAGGCAUAGGAUCAUUCUUGACAUCGGUUCUGCGCUGAUGUACCUGCACCAAGAGUGGGAGCAGUGUGUGGUUCACAGGGACAUCAAGCCCAGCAACGUGAUGCUGGACUCGUCGUUCAAUGCUAAGCUGGGGGACUUCGGACUGGCGCGCCUUGUCGACAAUAGCCGCAGUGCGCACACGACGAGGAUGCUGGCCGGCACCAAGGGCUACAUGGAUCCGACAUACGCCGUGACCAGCAGGGCCAGCGCCGAGACCGACGUCUACAGCUUCGGAGUUGUCAUCCUCGAGGUAGCCUGCGGCCGGAGGCCCGCCGUCCCGCAGGAGGACGAGAGCAAGGUUGUACUCGUCGACUGGGUGUGGGGGCUGUACGGGAGGGGCACAAUCCUCGACGCUGUGGACGCGCGGCUAGACGGCGAGUUCGACGCGCGCAAGGUGGAGCGUGCGCUGGUGGUGGGUCUCUGGUGCGUGCACCCGGACUACAGCUUCAGGCCUUCUAUCCAGCAAGUCAUGGGCGUGCUCCAGUUCGAGGCGCCGCUUCCGGACCUCCCGCCGGAGAUGCCGGCGGCGACAUACGCGCCGCUGCGUGGAGGGAACGCGUCCAGCCGUACGUCGUUGACUGGGAGCUCUGGCACCCGUGGAUACUCGUCAACAAGUCACCGGACGGAGAAGAGCCGUUCUUUUGCCACCGCCGACACGACGAGCGAUGACGGCAGGCUAGCGAAUCAGACCGCCGGCACGGAUGAGAAUGUUCAGAUCAGGAACUACACUUCCUAGCAUGAUAUGUUUCUUCUUAUAAGAACUACACUUGCGGUUAGCUUGUUCGGUGCAGGAACCUACACUUGCUACCAAGAUGUUUCUUGACCUGAUGUUAACCCAGGGAUGAUUAUCCUGGUGUAUUUCUUAAAUAACACCUGAGAUUUUUUAAUUAAAUUUUCAGAAAAGUUUA